CACUUGACAGUUACAAAAACAAUUUUUUAAGAUUUUUUUAGAUUUAUUUGGGAAUUGAUCGGGAGGUAUUGAAUAAUCACUUUUGGCAAAUAUUGUUUUACUAACGUUAAUAUUUUUGCAAAAUAAUGUUAAAGGUAAUCGCGACGACAGCAAAGACUUCUUUUUCGAGGUCUUUGCCAGCAUUUUCGACAUGUACUACUCGAUUAGCAGGUGAGAUAGAUCCAACUUGCCGCAAGGAGGCACCAAAAAUUGAUUCUGACACUGUUACUGCUUUACCUGAGGAGGCAAAAGAAAAGAUGGUAUAUGAGUGUACAAUCUGUGUGCCCACUAAGGUGGAUCUGAGCCCAAUAACUGGUGUCCCUGAGGAGCAUGUUAAGACCCGCAGAGUCCGUAUCUACCAGCCACCUAAGAACGCCAUGCAGAGUGGCACCAAUAAUAUUCAUCACUGGGAGAUGGAGUUUGACAAUCGCCAGCGUUGGGAGAACCCAUUGAUGGGCUGGACAUCCACUGGAGAUCCUCUUUCGAACCUUAAGCUGGAGUUCACUUCUCCUAAUGAAGCAAUUGAGCAUUGUGAAAAGAAUGGCUGGAGUUGGUAUGUGGAUGUGCCUAAAAUCGAAAAGGAGUUCAGGCCCAAGAACUAUGGUUUAAACUUUUCCUGGAACCGCCGUACUAGAGUUUCCACAAAGUAAAUUGUUUACGAUUUCUAAUAAAACUCAAUUGUAAUUUGAUUGCAUAGAAAUAUUUAUUAUUUGAAAUGUAAUAAACUAGAUACAAAUUAUAUGUAAAUAGGACUAGCUCUAAAUAAAUUCUUCAGAGUC
Molecule: messenger RNA, 818 nt
Organism: Leptidea sinapis
Lineage: Eukaryota; Metazoa; Arthropoda; Insecta; Lepidoptera; Pieridae
Gene: ND-18
Product: NADH dehydrogenase [ubiquinone] iron-sulfur protein 4, mitochondrial
Exons: 3
Coding region: 126-689 (187 amino acids)
Biological process (GO): electron transport chain
Source: RefSeq, a predicted model, not a curated record